AUGGAGAAAGUCGACGUGCUCAUCUGUGGCAGUGGUUCCGCUGGCCUCUGCGCGGCCACCUGGCUGGCCCGGUACGGGAUCCGCUGCAAAGUGCUCGAACGCCGCGAGGGACCGAUGAAGAUGGGCCAAGCGGACGGGGUGCAAUGUCGCACGGUGGAAAUCUUCGAGAGCUUCGGGAUUGGCGAGGAGUUGUUGCGCGAGGCGUAUCAUGUUCUCGAGGUCAACUUUUGGGCUGACGAGGGGACGGGCGCGAUCAAGCGGACUGGUCGGACGGCAGAUACACAACCAGGUCUAUCGCAUCAGCCGCACGUUAUCUUGAAUCAGGCGCGCAUCAAUGGCUUGCUCAUUGAGCUGAUGCACAAGUAUAAUGACCAGCAGAUUGACUAUGGGUAUAAUGUCACUUCUGUGGAGGUGGAUAGUGCUGCGGCGGCGGAUCCGGAGUCGUACCCGGUCACGGUGACUGCAGAGAAGGAUGGAAAGAUUGAGACGUUUGCUGCGAAAUAUGCAUUGGCCUGUGACGGCGCCCACAGCAUCGUCCGGAAAGCUCUGGGAUACAAAAUGAUUGGCGACAGCACCGAUGCAGUCUGGGGUGUCAUGGACAUGAUCCCUCGCACGAACUUCCCGGACUUCCGGAAGAAGUCGACCAUCCGCUCCAAAGCAGGAAACAUCCUGAUCAUCCCUCGAGAAGGCGACAACAACAACUUGACCCGUUUCUACAUCGAGCUGGCCCCGGGCACCAACCCCAAGGAAGUCACCCUGGAGAAUCUCCAGCGCCAGGCAAAGGCCAUCCUGCAACCGUACCAGAUUGAAUUUGUCGAGACAGUGUGGUGGUCCGCAUACGCAAUUGGCCAGCGUCAUGCGGACUUCUUCCACAAGGAUUACCGCGUUUUCCUGGCCGGCGAUGCUUGUCACACCCACUCGCCUAAGGCCGGCCAGGGUAUGAACGUCAGCCUGCAGGACGGGUAUAACAUUGGCUGGAAACUUGGCGAGAUUCUGACCGGGUUGGCCGAUCCUUCUCUAUUGGAGACUUACGUGCUGGAGCGGAAGAAGACCGCCAUCGACCUGAUUACUUUCGACCGAUACUUCUCCAAGCUGUUCUCUUCCGGAGCUAACACAUCCCCUGCGGAGUUCCAAGAAGGAUUUAUCAAGUCCGGCAAGUAUACCGCUGGAUUGACGGCCAAAUACGAUGUUUCUCCUAUUACCACUGCCUUGGAGGGCACACAACUUGCCUCGAACGUUGUGGUUGGCAUGCGCCUGCCCAGCGCGCAGGUGGUGCGAUUCUGUGAUUCCAAGCCCUUGCAGCUGAUGACGGCACUCAAGUCGGAUGGUCGCUGGCGUAUUAUGGCUUUUGUGGGUGAUUUGGCUGUUGCAGGGAAUCGAGAGAAGCUAAACAAGCUUGGCGAAUAUCUAUCAUCCCCUGAUAGCCCCGUUCACACUUACACUCCCAAGUCCCAGGAUGUGGAUAGUCUGAUCGAGACCAUCGUGAUUGGUCACGGAAAGCGUCACGAUGUCGAGUUGGAGCAGAUUCCGGAAGUGUUCUACCCAGUCACCGGCAAGAACCAGACCAGAGAUAUUCACAAAAUUUACUACGACGACGAGAGCCACAACAAGGGCCACGGUCAUGCAUACGAGUAUCUCGGCAUCGACCCGAAACACGGAGCCUUGAUCAUUGUCCGCCCAGAUCAAUAUGUAUCUGCUGUGGUAGACAUCAACGACUAUACCCAAAUCGGCAAAUUCUUCGCUGGCUUCCUGAAACCCCAAGCGUAG
Penicillium daleae is the source of this 1767-nucleotide messenger RNA. Its product is annotated as putative phenol 2-monooxygenase. Gene Ontology annotation, molecular function: FAD binding. The record is from RefSeq and is a predicted model, not a curated record. Bases 1 to 1767 code for a protein of 588 amino acids. The transcript has 5 exons. Lineage: Eukaryota; Fungi; Ascomycota; Eurotiomycetes; Eurotiales; Aspergillaceae.